This is a messenger RNA of Lactuca virosa, 369 nucleotides long. The record is from the annotation of a GenBank genome assembly. Lineage: Eukaryota; Viridiplantae; Streptophyta; Magnoliopsida; Asterales; Asteraceae.
AUGGAUGAAGUAUUUGAGCCUGACACAAUCGACUUUGUAAAAACCAUAUCAGUUUCAAGAUGCAAAGAUGAAUUCCUUAAUGUUCUUUGUGAAGACAGUGAUGACGAACCAGUGGAAGGUGAAGGAGAGAAUGCUCGAGUGGAAGUAGAUGAUGAGAAAAACACUGAAGAAUCUAGUGAUGAAGAUGAAAUCGUAUACUCCAUCCAUAAUCUGAAGGUCAAAUGGAAUGUGAUGAAACCGAUUAUUGGAGAAAGGUAUGAAUCUAGACAUGAACUGGAAUUAUGCUUAACAAAUUAUUCCAUCUAUAAGGGUUAUAAAAUUCGUUUCAAGAAGUGUGAUAGUGUUAGACUAGUGGCUGUGUGUGUGUGA